Camellia sinensis is the source of this 924-nucleotide messenger RNA. The record is from RefSeq and is a predicted model, not a curated record. NCBI's taxonomy places the organism in Eukaryota, Viridiplantae, Streptophyta, Magnoliopsida, Ericales, Theaceae.
AUGAAGUUACUCUCUUGGAACAUUAGAGGGUUGGGAAAUCCGGAGAAAAGAAGGAAAUUAAAGGAGCUUCUUAGAGCAAGAAAAGUAGAUAUUGUUUUAAUUCAGGAGACCAAGAAGGCAGAGAUUUCAGAAUCAUUUGUUAGAUCCUUAUGGCCUGGGGACCAAAUGGAGUUCAUGGCUGUUGACGCAGUAGGGAAUGCAGGUGGGCUGUUGUGUAUUUGGAAACCUGAGGUUUUCUCUUUGUCAGAUUGUUGUUGCAGCAAGAAUUUCAUUUUGCUCUCAGGUAUCACUUCUCUAAACUUUAGCUGUAUUAUUGUCAAUGUUUACGCUUCUAAUGAUUUGCUGAAAAGGAGGAGACUGUGGGAACUAUUAUGCACUCUUAGAACCACUUUCACUCAUCCUUGGUGUAUUGGGGGUGAUUUCAAUGAAGUCAAAAGUAUAGGGGAAAGGAAGGGUUGUGUUAGAAGGGAUGUGGGGAUGAAGGACUUGGGCAAUUUUAUUGACAAAAUUGGAGGGGUAGACUUACCAAUGCUGGGCAGACGAUACACCUGGGGUAGUUCUCAGGAUGGUGAUAGGUGGAGCAGAAUUGAUAGGUUCAUUUUAAAUCCUGAGUGGCUUGAAUCUUUUAGGUUCAAACUUUGGGGUUUGCCUAGAUCCUUGUCUGAUCACUGUCCUCUGUUGCUAAUGGAGGAUGAGAGGGUUUGGGGUCCUAAACCCUUUAGAUUUAUAAACUCUUGGGCGAUGCACACCAGCUUUUAUCAUACAGUGAAGCAAAACUGGGAGCACUUAAAUUUGGAGGGCUGGGCAGGUUACAUCCUCAAGAAGAAGCUCCAAGCUCUUAAAUUGUGUCUGACAAAAUGGAAUAAGGAGGUAUUUGGUAACAUCAAGGAAAAUCUCCAGGAGAAGGAAGCUGAACUUCACUAA